Topomyia yanbarensis is the source of this 1862-nucleotide messenger RNA. Its product is annotated as probable cytochrome P450 6a23. The record is from RefSeq and is a predicted model, not a curated record. The transcript has 2 exons. Gene Ontology annotation, molecular function: heme binding; iron ion binding; oxidoreductase activity, acting on paired donors, with incorporation or reduction of molecular oxygen. NCBI's taxonomy places the organism in Eukaryota, Metazoa, Arthropoda, Insecta, Diptera, Culicidae. The coding region runs from base 179 to 1786 and encodes 535 amino acids.
AUUCUCGCAAAAAAAUUGGAACUCGCCAAUCACCAUCCUGGAGGAGACCACAAGUGUCUAUGUGUGUUUUUUUAAAACAGAACGGUGUAGCCGAACCCACCAAAAAGAGCCUAGUCAUCGUUGCGUUGCGUGAUCCGCAAGAAAGCUCUUUGCGAGAUAAACGCUUGCGUCUAUAAAUAUGAGGUCCGCGAAAAUGAAAUUCCAAGUCGCGAAACAGCUUUCGAAUUAUUCGCACAGGUUGAUAAACAAAACAAAACAAAAAUCGCGAGACCGCAAUCACCACGAAAUGGUGGCUGUGGAAAUAAUCAUGGCCGCGGCCAUGGUUGCUGUUAUCGUUUACCUAUACGUGAAGCGGCAACAAAGAUAUUGGGCCCGGCGAAAUGUUCCGCACCUGAAGCCGGAGUUUUUCUACGGAAAUACCAAAACUCUGGAUCACACCGAACAGCUCGGAAUGAUUUUCGCGCGGUUCUACAAUGAGCUGAAAAGUUCCGGUCCGCUUGCUGGGGUCUAUAUGUAUGUCAGACCGGUUGCUGUGGUCACAGAUCUGGAACUGGUGAAAUGUGUUUUAGUGAAAGAUUUCCAGCACUUCACGGAUAGAGGAUUUUUUUACAAUGAAGUACAGGAUCCGUUGUCGGCGCACAUGUUCAGUCUGCCUGGCAGCAAGUGGAGAUCCUUGAGACAGAAGCUGUCACCUACGUUUACUUCCGGGAAGAUGAAGAUGAUGUUUAGCACGAUUGUAGCGGCGGGAAAGCAGUUCAACGAUUUUUUGGAAGAAAAAGUGGGACGUGAAAGUGAGUUUGAAAUGAAGGAUCUGCUGGCCCGUUUCACAACGGAUGUUAUUGGAAUGUGUGCCUUCGGUAUCGAGUGUAACUCAAUGAAGGAUCCGGACGCGCAGUUUCGAGUGAUGGGUAGAAAGUUUUUUGAAGAUCAACGGGGUCUGGUCAAAAAUGUGUUUCAUAAUGCUGCACCCGAGUUGGCGAAGAAAGCUGGUGUUAGGGCAGUUAAUAAGGAUGUGGCGGACUUUUUCUUGAAUGUCGUACGCGAAACCAUCGACUACAGAGUGAAGAACAAUGUUAAGAGAAACGAUUUUAUGGAUUUACUGAUUCAGAUGAGAAACCCCAAAGAAAGUGAAAGUGGAGAAAAUUUGUUGUCGUUCAAUGAAUUAGCGGCACAGUGCUUUUUGUUUUAUGUAGCCGGAUUCGAAACAAGCUCAACUCUACUCACCUGGACCCUGUACGAACUGUCAUUGAAUCAAAGCGUACAGGAAAAGGGUCGUCAACAUGUUAUGGACGUUUUAGCUAAACACGGUGGUAAAAUAACGUACGAAUCUGUGAAUGAUAUGAUUUAUCUGGAUAAAAUUUUGAACGAGGCUCUUCGCAAGUACCCACCGGUACCGGUUCAUUUCCGCGAAGCUACCAAAGACUACCAGGUGCCGGACACUAAAAUCACUAUCGAAACCGGUACUAAAGUUUUCAUUCCGGUUUACGGAAUUCACCAUGAUCCAGCCGUAUUCCCGGAUCCAGAACGGUUCGACCCGGAACGCUUUAGCCCUGAGCAAGUGCAGAAGAGACAUCCGUACGCGUGGACACCAUUUGGAGAAGGUCCCCGCAUCUGUAUCGGACUUCGAUUCGGAAUGUUGCAGGCCAAAGUUGGUCUUUUAUACCUGCUGAAGAACUACAAAUUUGGUAUAGGGAAGCAGUGCAAGGUUCCGCUCAACUUUGAUGUAAGAAGUGUAAUUCUUUCUCCUGAAGGUGGGCUUUGGUUAAAUGUCAAGAAAAUUUAUUAAAUAACAAGAUUUAUGUUCGUAUCAUAAAUAUGUGAGUUAUUUGACAUUUUCUUUAUAAUAAUAUUAUUUGAUCAUA